CCUGACAGAUUCCAGAAAAAUAAAAACAAAAUAGGGUUAUGGGAGUAAUAAUUUCUCAGAAAGUCAGCGAGAUCAAUUGAAACUGCUGUUAUUAGAUAAAAUUCAUCGUUUCAAAGCGUAAUUUAUAUUAAAUACUAUGGCUUUACCUCCCCGCGAGUAUCUCUGGUCAGUUUUUGUCAGCGUUGACCGAGAUAAAAGUGGAUAUAUUAAUGCAAAUGAAUUGCAACAGGCUUUGUCUAAUGGAACUUGGAACCCGUUCAACCCUGAAACGGUUAGAUUGAUGAUGGGAAUGUUUGAUCGUGAGAAUCGAGGCCAAAUAUCAUUUGAGGAUUUUGGAGCCCUUUGGAAGUACGUUACUGAUUGGCAAAACUGCUUCAGAUCGUUCGAUAGAGAUAAUUCAGGAAAUAUUGAUAAGAACGAAAUGAAACAUGCUCUUAUGACUUUUGGUUACAAAAUAUCUGAUAAUCUGGUAAAUACACUAAUUCAAAAGUUCGACAGAUUUGGAAAUCAAACUAUUCUGUUUGAUGACUUUAUUCAAGCUUGCAUAUUACUACAUACACUUACUAGCGCAUUCCGGGCUUAUGAUCAAGAUCAGGAUGGAAUUAUUACCAUUCACUAUGACGACUUCUUAUCAAUGGUGCUAAGUUUGAAAAUUUGAUUUUAAUUUUAAUGACGUACAUAAGUUCCAUUAUAUUUACAGUCUCUGUAACUAUUAAUUCAAUGUUUCUUUAUCGGGCUAACAUGUAUAUUUUGUAGUUUCGCUCGGAUUUUCUUGGAUAUGUGUAAUAUAAGAGACAGUAGUUAUAACAAUUAGAUUUAUAAUUAUAUAUUAUACUGGACCUUUAUUCCUGUUCAAUAUUAUACUUUUGUCAUAUGAAUGUCUAUUGUGUAGUUCGCAAACAUUGAGAUGCUUUUAUUGUUAUGUUAUACUAUCCAGUUAGAUAAUUUUAUUAAAAACAUUUUGUAAUUCUAUUGUCUGAUAUUACAUUAAAAUCCCGUAAUGUAUCUUCAAUAUAUAGCACACGUUUUCGUUAUUUUUCAUAAAUCGGGUAGAGUUACAAGCUAAUUUUACAGACAUGGUGUAUUAAAAUUGAUAAUUUUUAAA
This is a messenger RNA of Dendroctonus ponderosae (mountain pine beetle), 1105 nucleotides long. Its product is annotated as programmed cell death protein 6. The coding region runs from base 137 to 658 and encodes 173 amino acids. Gene Ontology annotation, molecular function: calcium ion binding. The record is from RefSeq and is a predicted model, not a curated record. The transcript has 4 exons. Lineage: Eukaryota; Metazoa; Arthropoda; Insecta; Coleoptera; Curculionidae.